AUGUGGAAAGACGUGUUACGGAGACCGAUAACAACAGAAAAGUUGAUAAGUUUCUCUCGUGCAAAACGGACCGGGAGAUGCUUGUCUACGACGACCGAUUCAAACUUUGUGCGAAUCAUUGACGUCUCACCCAGAGAUGGGCUUCAGAACGAAAAGGCUGCAGUAGAGACAGAAACAAAAUUAGAACUGAUUGACCGACUGACGAAAGCUGGGCUCAAAGAGAUUGAGGUCACGGCAUUUGUGUCGCCAAAAUGGGUUCCUCAAAUGGGUGAUCAUAGCAUUCUCUAUCCUAAAGUACUCUCGAAAUAUGACGGCAAUGGUGUAAAGUAUUCAGUACUUGCCCCAAACGCGAAAGGAAUUGAACAAGCUAUAGAAAGCGCAUCCACUGUUGGUAAAAAAGUACAUGAAGUUGCAAUUUUUGGUGCUGCAUCUGAAGGGUUCAGUUAUAAAAACACAAACAGAUCAAUUGAUCAAGGGUUUGAGGCGUUUGAAAAAGCUAUUAAAGUUGCCAGAGAAAACGAUAUUCGUGUGCGAGGUUAUCUUUCUACAGUGAUUGCAUGUCCUUACGACGGACCAACUAGUCCUAGCUUGGUUGCCAAACUAACAGAGAGAAUGCUUGACAUAGGUUGUUAUGAAGUAUCUCUAGGGGACACAAUAGGUGUUGGUACUCCUGCUACUAUUGAGGCUAUGCUAAGCGAAGUCUUGAAAGCAGUGCCUCUGUCACAGAUUGCUAUUCAUGCUCAUGAUACUUAUGGCCAAGGUGUGGCUAAUGUAUUGAAAGCUGUUGAAAUGGGUGUUCGUUCUGUUGAUAGUUCUGUAGGUGGACUUGGUGGUUGCCCUUAUGCCAAAGGUGCAUCCGGAAACGUAUCAACCGAAGAUGUAGUAUAUGCGCUACACGGUCUGGGCUAUGAUACAGGAAUUGAUCUGAACGCUUUGAGCUUGACUGGUAGCUGGAUAUCCAACCAGCUGAAUCGCGCUAAUGCUUCCAAGGCUGGUCGCGCCAUUGUAUCUAAGUUAUAA
This is a messenger RNA of Sugiyamaella lignohabitans, 1020 nucleotides long. RefSeq lists its product as uncharacterized. NCBI's taxonomy places the organism in Eukaryota, Fungi, Ascomycota, Dipodascomycetes, Dipodascales, Trichomonascaceae. The transcript has a single exon. Gene Ontology annotation, biological process: L-leucine catabolic process; ketone body biosynthetic process. Bases 1 to 1020 code for a protein of 339 amino acids. The record is from RefSeq and is a predicted model, not a curated record. Gene Ontology annotation, molecular function: hydroxymethylglutaryl-CoA lyase activity.